GCUAUAUAACGAUAACAACAGACUCAUCCUUGUUCCAUCUACAUCCAUCCUCAUACUUCCAGCAUGCCUCUCACCACAGAAUUGACUCGCCUGCUCCACAUCAAGUAUCCUAUCGUCCAAGGGGGUAUGCAGUGGGUGGGCACACCACCCAUGGCAGCAGCUGUAGCCAGAGCUGGAGGGCUUGGAAUGCUUACCGCCCUCACGCAACCCAGUCCAGAUGCUCUGAGGGAUGCUAUCAAGGAGACCAGGCGGUUAAUCGGUGGAGAGCAGAGCGGGCGCUUUGGAGUCAAUAUCACUCUUCUUCCUUCUAUCAACCCACCUGAUUAUGCUGGGUACGCCAGAGCAGCCAUGGAGGAAGGCAUAGACAUCUUCGAGACUGCUGGCAAUAAUCCCAAACCUCUCAUUGAGUUCAUCAAGACCCAUAAAUUGGAAGGGAGCUCGUCGGUCCCAAAGCGGUUUGUUAUUCAUAAAUGUGUGACCGUCAAGCACGCGUUGUCUGGACAAAAAAUGGGUGUAGAUAUGUUGAGUAUCGACGGAUUCGAGUGUGCCGGUCAUCCUGGAGAGGAAGAUAUUGGUGGGGUAGUAUUGCUUGCUCGAGCCGCCAAAGAACUCUCCAUUCCUUAUAUCGCUUCCGGUGGCUUUGCUGAUGGCCGUGGUCUCGCUGCAGCUCUGGCCCUUGGUGCUUCUGGUAUCAACAUGGGUACUCGCUUCAUGUGUACGGCGGAAUCGCCUAUCCACCAGAAUAUCAAGGAGAAGAUCGUGGCCUCUACUGAACGAGAUACAAUCCAUAUCUUUAGGUCCCUCAAGAACACUGCGCGUGUCUUCAGAAACGCCGUCUCCACGGAAGUCGUCCGUCUUGAGCGGAGACCGGGAGGGGCCAAGUUCGAAGACCUCAGGGAGCUUGUCGCCGGCGCCAGAGGCAGAAAGGUGUAUGAGACGGGUGAUCAUGACGCUGGUAUCUGGUCCGCUGGUAUCGCCGUCGGUCUCAUUGAUGACAUCCCAACUUGUUCUGACCUUGUCAAGCGUAUUGACAGGGAGGCGACAAAAGUCAUUCAAAGAUUGCACGGCAUGACAGAAGCUAGAGCUAAGCUGUAACGUAUUUUCAAGUCCAUUGUUGUAAACAUCAAACAUCAGCAGAUGCCAUGUGUGUUGUAGGCUCAUGAUAUGCGUCGUGUAUCCGAUCAUAUCCAGAAUACUGUGAAGAUCCUAGUUCCCGUUAUCAGUCACAGUGCACUUCUAACACACAGAUGACCAGAAUGGUG
Molecule: messenger RNA, 1262 nt
Organism: Cryptococcus amylolentus CBS 6039
Lineage: Eukaryota; Fungi; Basidiomycota; Tremellomycetes; Tremellales; Cryptococcaceae
Exons: 10
Coding region: 64-1095 (343 amino acids)
Molecular function (GO): nitronate monooxygenase activity
Source: RefSeq, a predicted model, not a curated record